This is a messenger RNA of Notolabrus celidotus (New Zealand spotty), 3258 nucleotides long. RefSeq lists its product as uncharacterized. The record is from RefSeq and is a predicted model, not a curated record. NCBI's taxonomy places the organism in Eukaryota, Metazoa, Chordata, Actinopteri, Labriformes, Labridae. The transcript has 19 exons. The coding region runs from base 58 to 3048 and encodes 996 amino acids.
UCAAGCUGUAACCAUAGUGAAAUCCUGUAUAAUUGAUUAGCCCACAGUGGUGAAAACAUGGAGCAGGAUCAUAUCACUGGUCUGUAUCGAUUCCUGGGUUUGUCAGUCGGAGCAAAGUUUUCCCCUGAAGACGUGAGUCUCCUCUUCAGUAAAGUGUUUCAUGUUCCCUCCAACUCCGAUGCAGCAUGUGUGGCCAUGGAGAAGAUUGCAGGAGAUGAUAGUGGCUGGUGUUGUGUUGGUGAAAAUGUGUUGGACGUUCUCUUAGAAAUGGAAAGAGAGAGAGAAAAGAAGGACAAGCUUUUCUGGGACCUCCAGCUGCUAAAUGUUGGAAAUCUCAACACUCUCCAUGAGACGGACGAGCUCAUGGAGGUAAAAAAUACCUUGCACCUAAGCAGAGAGUUAAAAACACUUAGAAAAGCUCACAGCCAGUCAGAGUCAGGAUCACCCCAGCCAGGUAUCUUUGGCACGUACAGUCCACAGAGGGAGAGACCGAUGGGAAAUAAGGAGUUGCAUGGCAAUGUGAGAGCUGCGAAGAAACUGAAGAAGGCAUUCAGGCAGAGCUGGAUGAGACUGGCAUCAGAGGGUGUGCAAAGUAUAUUGCCCUGUCCAGCGCAGGGUGAUAACCAAGGGUGUGGAUGUCAAGUCUGGGGGUGUAUCUCUCUGUCAGAUGUCCUCCUCUCGGUGGAAGUGAAGUAUGAUGUGGUGACCCAUUUGCUUUAUACAGAAAUGCUCCAGGAGCACCACACACUGAGCAUCUGGGAGACUCUAACACAUUGGCAACAACAACAGGAAGAGGAGGACCUGGAGUAUCUUGUAGACAAGGCUUUGGAGUCAGGUGACAUGCUCUGUUUGGCUGAACUACCUGGAGCAUUUAGAAUAUAUAGGGCCCACCAGGCAUCAUCUCUGAAAAGCCAUUAUGAGACCAAAGGAGAGUCCUGGUCUGCUGUUUCGUUCCUGUCUGGGCUUCACACAUUUCGUCAGCAAGAAAAGGACACACUAGCAGUUCUGGGCCAGAGGUUGGACAGAGAGGACCUGAGACUGAUGUGUUUGUUCAUCAGGUUAGCAACUCUCGGAGCUCAGAGAGAAAAUAUGUCCUACAAAGCUCUUUUGGCAGCUCGGCAGUCCUGGGAGGCAUGGCCACAAGUGAAGAGUCCAUGCAGAGCAGAGCAGGCAGCCUUGUGGCUCCAUGGAGGAGAAAAGGAGGAGCGACAGAAAGACUUAAUCUCAGCAUCACCACAGCAGGCAGCCCUGCAGCUGCUGGUGCUGACUCAGGAGCAGGAGAGGAAGCACCUGAUCAAGCUGUUACAUGGGGUGUCCAGAGAGGAUUUGCAGGAUCCAGGUUGUGCAAUGCCUCAAAAGGAAGAGAGUUCUGAGCAAAUUGCUGUUAGAAAUGACCUCAUUGCAAGGCUGAAGCAGAUCUAUGCUGACCUACAAACACAGAAUGAAUCUCCAACACCAUCAAAUCAACAUCAGCCACAUCUCCAAAUGGACCACAUGAGCAGUGAACUGCGAAUGUGGUUCAAAUUUCAGCUGGAGGGUUGUUCCCUGCUCCUCUUGACCCAAGUGAUGGAGCUCCAAGAGAUCACAGCGUCCACACUGCUGCCUGCACUGAUGGAUGGGAGUGCACAGAGUGUCCAAGCCUUGCGAGACAAAUUUGAAUCUGAACUUCAUGCCCAGCACAUCACGCUUAAACUCCUGGUCUCAGAAGCCCCCUCUACUUCAGGCUCUUCGCUCAGUCCUAAAUCAAACCUGGUUGACAAAAGCAUCAAUGAGCAAAUCACAGCUUUGUCCAGCUGCAGUGGACCACUUGAUGCUCAAAACGCCAGUGGUAGGUCAGCUGAGACUCAGGCUGUUGUUCCUACCAGAGGAGGCAGCAGAGCAGUGCAUGCAGUUGAAGCUGUGGAUGAGACUGACACACAGGACAUCUGUGAAGGUUGUGGAGCAGUGAUGGAGGACCUACCUUACCUGGAGAUCUUGUGUGUAUCAGAUGCAACCAGUAAUCCUCCACAGUGUCUUGCUGCAGAGGAAGCAGCAAAGGAAGAAGACGAAGAGGCCAGUGCAAUGAAGAAUGCUCAGAACUUUGAGAAACAGGGCUCACUGAUCACUCUUGCUUGGAGUAAACCUCCAGGAGAUGACACUGAUUGCGAGGCCGAGGCUGCAGAUGGAGAUGCAGGACACAGUCAGGAUUCUGGGAGCGGUUUGAAGACCCAAAUCUGUCAGAGCCACAUGGACAACAGAGCUAAGGUCUCAACACAGUAUGAGGAGAUUUCCAGAGAGAGGGACAGACUGAUCCGAUCGGAUUACACUGAUCAUCCUGACUCACAGGUGACCUCUGAUGGGAGAGCAUUAGCUAAUCAACCAGAGCAGAGAGAAGCCGUUUCUCACUGUGACCUGCAAGCUCAUCAUUAUAUUGACCCUCCUAUGAUUGAGCAGCUCUCUGUUGACCUCCGUUCUGCACUGGCUAAUGAGACAGUCUAUGUGGACAGUGCCGUGGUUGAGAUGGAAACAUGCCCCGCCGAAACAGAGUCAGACAUGUGGAACUUGAAAGGAACAGAACUUGCUAACACUGAAGACCAGAACAAUAAUUCACAAGUCACAGUUGACAGUGGCUCGGCCCUGAAGGAGAAAAAAAGGGAAUCUUCAUUGAUGGAGAGAGAGAGAGCAAUAGAGCCAGUCUCAGCAGUGGAGCGAGAGAGGACGAUGCGAAACCUGGUGGACAUGCAAAGAAAGGUCGAACAGAGGCAGCAGAGGGACAGAGAGAGACAACUUCUUAGGGUUCAGGAGCGUCUGUCCAUCAUCCAGCACAGAAAGGCAGAGGAAGACCUGCUUGGCCUGAAAGGCGAAGAGACGCUUAAACACCUCACACAAGAUCUACCACAGGAGGACAAGAACCAGCAAAAGACAGUUGUCAGAGAGCGACUGGAGCAGCUGAGAAGAGAGCGCUCUUACGUCAUGCAAUCCAAGCGGGAGAGGAAUACUGCAGGAUUUAAGGAACUGCUGGGUCCAGUAGCGGUCUGCAGCAGAGAACCAGAUGAUGAAGCAGACUGAGCUGCUUUUAAAGACCUCAAAGUUAGUCCCAUACUCACCAUAGUCCUUCUCAAUGCUCUUCAAGAGACGUCAGCUAGUAACCACAAGUUCUUCCUCUAGUGAGACUGUUCUUCAUACAUGUUGUUUGAAUGAAAUGUUGUAGAUUUCAGCCUGUCGUUAGAAUAGAAAUGCAGGUUUUGCCCAUUAAUAAAGAAAGAUAUCAAACUUGAA